GCAACAGCCAUCGGCUCAGCGACCGACUUUACAUUCGGGCAGCGUGUUGCCGAAUCGCUCUUUGAUGGAAAAGCCGGCGGCUGGUUCAACAGGUCCCACCAACUAGGUGAGCUUCUCCGGUUGCAGCGUGAAGGCAAAAACAUCAAUCGCCGGCUCCUGCUGCGAUUGGAUCCGUCGCAUGAGUCAAAGAGAUCGCACUGUUCUUGCGAAGGCUUUCCAGACUGUCGCUAUCGAGUAUGUGACUCGCCUGUUCCCACCGAACUGGCGCUCCUCUUUCUGGACAAUCAUGAUCAGCAGCGGGAGCGCUGGAAGCCUGAGGUACAAGGUCAGCCGCCGUCCUCUCCGGUUUGCUCUUGGGAUGGCCGGGACAUUGGAAGCUGCAGACCUAUUUACAAGCACGGCCAAGUCUAUGCUUUGGCACAGCUCUACAUGCUGGCCUGGCCUUACGGAGCGGACAAACGAUCUGCUGUUCGGCUGAUGUCCUCUUAUGGUUUCCACGAGUUCAAUCAGGGCCCACCUGGCGUAGGUCGAGACUCGCUGAAAGACCCUGUUGCAUCUCCUGUUGUUUGUUCGGCCCUGAGGAUGCAGUUCGAGAGUUGCAAGGUUUUGUGUUCGAUAAUUUGA
Molecule: messenger RNA, 624 nt
Organism: Symbiodinium necroappetens
Lineage: Eukaryota; Dinophyceae; Suessiales; Symbiodiniaceae
Source: the annotation of a GenBank genome assembly